AUGGCUGCUGCUGGUCUUACCACAAAGGCAACUCAUGCUGAAUCUGUGUGGAACAUGCAUCAGGCUUGGUAUGCACAUACCAAUCCAAAAGCAUCUGCAGAGGAAACCAAAGACUACUAUAGGUGUCACACCAAGCACUAUGAGGACCAUAAAGAUGAGGACAAACAUCCUCAACUGUGGGCUGAGAUCCAGAAGUAUUGGAGGGCACAAACUUGGUGCAAUGUGGAGGGCAUACAUGUCUUUGGAUAUGUAAUUUAUAGUGGGAGUAAUGAAGCUGCAUGCCAAUCCCAAGGAAUUUUUGCUGGAUGCUCCCUCCUCAUGCAGCUUGUGAGUGAGAGGCAGACCAACAUAACACAAUUAUUAGAAUACCUGUCCACAAUUAUCAAGUAUAAAAUCCUUAACUCUGCUGCUUCAGUGCCUCUUCCUGACUUUAAUGUGCUGUCACAACCCCAUUAUGACCAUGCACUGGGAUUAAAACCUCAAGAAUACAGGUGUGAUUGCAACCAUGUUGCCACAGAAGAGAAUGGUAUCACACAAGGCCAGAGAAAUGUUUCUUGGAAGUUGUUGCUUGAUCUGCUGUAUGUUCACCAGUAUACCAUCACUGAUUGGCCUGCUGGAGUCCCUGCUGUUGGUCUGGAUUUCAAUGUCAAAUGCCUCAAUGCUGAUGAACUUCAUGCUCUGACUGUUCCUUUCCUGAAAGAGUCAAUGGGUGCAGAUUACCAUGCUGAGGCUCCACUAGAUGACAAAGAAGACCAAGCUGAAUACCUUGUCCCUUUUCCAGAUUCAUCAUUUUACCUCAAGAAGUGGACUGAUGUGAUGCAAGGAUGUGUGACAUCCUACUUGUGGUGA
This is a messenger RNA of Pisolithus orientalis, 849 nucleotides long. RefSeq lists its product as uncharacterized. The transcript has 7 exons. The record is from RefSeq and is a predicted model, not a curated record. NCBI's taxonomy places the organism in Eukaryota, Fungi, Basidiomycota, Agaricomycetes, Boletales, Pisolithaceae. Bases 1 to 849 code for a protein of 282 amino acids.